Molecule: messenger RNA, 2415 nt
Organism: Gossypium raimondii (Peruvian cotton)
Lineage: Eukaryota; Viridiplantae; Streptophyta; Magnoliopsida; Malvales; Malvaceae
Product: cellulose synthase-like protein G3
Exons: 5
Coding region: 13-2298 (761 amino acids)
Biological process (GO): plant-type primary cell wall biogenesis; cellulose biosynthetic process
Cellular component (GO): plasma membrane; trans-Golgi network
Molecular function (GO): mannan synthase activity; cellulose synthase (UDP-forming) activity
Source: RefSeq, a predicted model, not a curated record
UGGGACACUAAGAUGAUAACGAUACAUUGUAGAGCUAAUUUACAGCCGCUAACAAAUAUGGAAAAGCCUCCUCUAAGAGAUUAUACCGCCACGAACGCCGCCAGUGCACCUCCGCUACUUAACACACUUACGCCUUCCCGCCGUACAAGCUCAAACCGUGCCUUUGCCGCAGUUUACACGUGUGCCAUCGUAGCCUUGUUCUACCGCCAUACACAAACACUCCUCAGCUCCAAAACCCUAGUUUCUUUCUACGUAACCCUUACGUUGUUCGUCUCCGACCUCAUCCUUGCCUUCAACUGGGCUAGCGGGCAAGCUUUCCGCAUGCGUCCGGUUUACCGUAAAGAAUUCCCCGAAAACCUCGAAAAGGUGGUGAAAACAAGUGAUUUACCGGGGCUGGACGUGUUCAUAUGUACGGCAGACCCGUACAAGGAGCCUCCAAUAAGUGUGGUGAACACGGCCUUAUCAGUGAUGGCGUACGAUUAUCCGACAGAGAAGAUAUCGGUGUACGUAUCGGACGAUGGAGGAUCGGCUUUCACUCUCUUUGCUUUCAUGGAAGCUGCUAGGUUUGCUGCCCACUGGUUACCAUUUUGUAGGAAGAACGACAUAGCGAAAAGGAACCCCGAUGAAUAUUUUGCGACCGAUUAUAAGACGAGUUCUGAAACUGAAGAUAUUAAGAUAAUGUACGAAAGCAUGAAAAUGAGUGUCGAACACGUCGUUGAAACAGGAAAAAUUAGUGAGGAAUACAACACCUGCGAUGAAGUCCGUCAGGUUUUCAGUCAAUGGAGUAUUGAUGGAUUUACCCGUCAAAAUCACCCCACAGUGAUCCAGGUUUUAUUGGACCAAAAUAAAGACAAAGACAUCACAGGCAAUUGCUUGCCCAACCUGGUUUAUGUCUCUAGGCAAAAAAGCAAGACAUCCCCUCAUCAUUUCAAAGCCGGUGCACUUAAUGUCCUGGUCCGAGUUUCUGCUGCCAUGACCAAUGCACCUGUUAUUUUAACCUUAGACUGUGACAUGUACUCCAAUGAUCCCACAACACCUCUCCGAGCUCUGUGUUAUAUUUUAGACCCUGAAAUGCAAAGCAAUUUGGGUUACGUUCAGUUUCCUCAAGAGUUCCAUGGGCUCAACAAGAGUGACAUUUAUGCUUGUGAGCAUAAACGUUUGUUUAAAGUUCAUCCCGUCGGCUAUGACGGAUUAUGCGGCCCUAAUUAUGUAGGAACUGGCUGCUUUUUUCGCCGGCGAGCUUUGUGCGGCGACCCUUCAACUUUCAUUUUACCGGAAAUCGAUGGUUUAUGUCCUGAUUCUGUCGUGAACAAGCCCUUAACUGCCCCAUCGGUUCUUGAAUUAGCACACCAUGUUGCUGGAUGCAAUUAUGAAAACCAGACCAAAUGGGGAUCUAAGAUUGGGUUCAGAUAUGGAUCACUUGUGGAGGACUAUUACACAGGCUAUCGUAUGAAAUGUGAAGGAUGGAGGUCCAUAUUCUGCUACCCCGAAACGGCAGCCUUUUUAGGAGAUGUACCCUUCAACCUUCUUGAUGUUCUCAGCCAAAACAAGAGAUGGGCAAUUGGACUCCUGGAAGUGGCGUUUUCAAGAUAUAGUACCAUAACAUUUGGUGUCAAAUCCAUGGGGUUGUUCAUGGGUUUAGGUUAUUCAUACUAUGCAUUUUGGGCCAUUUUGACAAUCCCAAUCACUACGUAUUGCUUACUUCCUCAGCUUGCUCUCCUUAAUGAACUCAGCAUCUUCCCAAAGGUCUCAGACCCAUGGUUUCUCCUUUACAUGUUCCUUUUCCUCGGAGCAUAUGGGCAAGACCUGCUGGAGUUUGUGGUCGAUGGGGGUACAAUACAAAGAUGGUGGAGUGACCAAAGAAUGUGGAUUAUGAGAGGGCUUUCAUGUCACGCCUUCGGAUUGACCGAGUUCGUGGUCAAGUCCAUCGGCAUUCCCACCGAGGGUUUCAACGUGACCAGUAAGAUCAUCAAUGAUGAGGAAGGCAAAAGGUACGAGCAAGGGGUGUUUGAGUUUGGGGUACCAUCGCCCUUGUUUGUAACACUAACAAUGGCAGCAAUAAUCAACCUGUUAUCGUUAAUCAUCGGACUGGUACAUUUUAUCGUCGAUGGCGGUAGCAAUAAGGAAGGGCUUGUUAUGCAGUUGGUGUUGACAGGGUUGAUUGUGAUGAAUUACUUGCCGGUUUAUCAAGCCAUAGCGUUGAGGAGUGAUAAAGGGAAAAUGCCUACUAAAACUACCGUUACGGCCACGUUACUAGCAUCGGCUGUUUAUGUAGUGGCUUCUCUGUUUCUCAAGUGAUUAUGCUAUAGUUGUUGUAUUUUAAAAAUCUUAUGUUUUAAUUUAAAAACGUUAAUCAAAUUAUUAUGGUUGUUGCGAGUUUCAGUUAAAAUUUAUCAACUUAACAUAUUUAUUUUC